GCUACAAAACAGGACACUGACACCUAUUGAUGGAAAUUGCAACAAGGUCAAAGGAAGGAGACCAUCUCAGCUGCCCCAGGAGAGAAAUACUCCAAACUCCAACUCCCAGGAUCCUUUGCUGCUGCAGGUGGUGGGGUGUAGGGGAUACCGGAGGAAUGGUGGCACCUUGGGGCCAGGGGGUACCCUGGGUAAUGUAAGCACCAUGGGGCUGGUGUCCAUCCCAGACUGUGUGGAUAACUGCACUCAGACUGACAUUAGCUUCCAGAAUAUUCUGACCGUGGGGAGGUCAACCCACCGCCACCCCCACGGCGGCUCCUCACCCACGCAACCACCACCCUCUCCUCCACUGCCUCACCUCAUGGACCCUUAUCUACUGAAUGAGUUCUGUACCUACGAUCACGAGUACAACGAUCCCAAUGACUACUUUGACACAGCUCACCACGAAGUGGACAGGCAGGAGGAACUGGAGUACGAGGUAUGA
Salvelinus sp. IW2-2015 is the source of this 481-nucleotide messenger RNA. NCBI's taxonomy places the organism in Eukaryota, Metazoa, Chordata, Actinopteri, Salmoniformes, Salmonidae. The record is from RefSeq and is a predicted model, not a curated record.